Messenger RNA from Paramecium pentaurelia, 884 nucleotides. The record is from the annotation of a GenBank genome assembly. NCBI's taxonomy places the organism in Eukaryota, Ciliophora, Oligohymenophorea, Peniculida, Parameciidae.
AUGACAGAUUACUUGAAAGCUGUAAUUGAAACACAACUUAUAGGAGCAUUUAGAGUGGCAAUAAUAAUGCCUUUAGAACAUGUUCUAGAUAGAAUCAAGACAUAUAAACAGUCAAGAUUAGGAAUCUCCUAUAUAUAAGUAUAUAUAUUAUUUUUGUAUUUUAAGAGUUUUAAAGAAAUAAAGGGAGCUCGCGGUUACCUAGGAUUAUAUGAUGGUUUCUAUCCUAGCUUUCUUAGAAACAUGUUUAAAUAGUACUAUCGUUGGCCUAUGAUGAUCUUUAUCCCAUCAUUUCUUAAAGAACAUAUUCAUAAUUCUUCUCUAAAUAAGAUUCUUACUGGGAUAUCAAUUGGAUUAUUUGAAAGUUGUCUAAUAACACCAUUUGAGAGAUUAAAAACACUAAAAAUGACUACAAUGUCUACAGGAUUUGGAUAUUUGAAAUACAUAACUCUAGAUUCCAUUUAUGUAGGAUUUCGCAUCCAAACUACACGAUAGAUAGUAUCAUGGACAAAUUAUUUAUAUUGGGAUCAUAAACUUAGAUAUGCACUGAAAGUUGAUCCAUCUUAGAAAUUAGGCAUAGUAAAUGUAUUGAUUGCUUCAUUUAUCUCAAGUGUUUUGAAUAUAAUGGCAGGUUUAUAUAAAAUUUAUUUAUAGUUCAUCCAAUUGAUACAUUAAAGACAUUGGUGUAAAUGGAAUCUAAUUAAGCAUAUAGAAAGAUUCCCUUAAUAUAGGCGUUUAAGUUAUUAUUUCAAUAACAUGGUCUAUCUGGUUUAUAUGCUGGUUGGCAGGCAAGAAUAAUAGCCUAUUUUUGUUAGGCAGCCUUGACAACUCCUACAAUAGACUAUUUGGAAAGGAAUUAUGGAAUAGCUAAAAGAAAUGAUAAAUGA